AGUAGCAAAGAGGCCGUUCCCUCCACAAUUCAUGGUGUGCGGAUUAGAUUGGAUGGGGAAAGGAUAAACACCCCGCCAUUGUUAUGUAAUUCCUUCUCCUUCUUCCUUCCAUGGCUUCCUUGCCUUCUGUUACCUUCACUGCUCCUCUCAACCUCGAUUCCGACGUAAGAAAGCGACAUUCUACCAGCCUUCUCCUCAAGGAUAAGGGUGCUAGCGUGCCGAAUCAGAAAAAUCAGUCGCUAAUCCAACUGAAUGUUGACGCGGAGCCGAAGUUUGUAGACUUCCGUGAAGCGCUGUCUCUGUUGAAAGAAGGUACGACGGUCAAAACUUCUUACUAUGUUCCGUUGUUGCAAGAAUGCAUAGACAGAAAAUUAGCUGCAGAAGCGGAAAUUAUCCAUGGUCAUAUCGUAAAAACUGGAACUCAUGAAGACCUAUUUGUAAUGACGAAUCUUGUUAAUGUUUAUGCGAAAUGUGGAGUUAUGGAACAUGCUCGCAAAGUGUUUGAUAAUUUGCCUCGAAGAAAUGUCGUUGGCUGGACUACUCUAGUGACUGGUUAUGUUCAGAAUUCGCAGCCUCUGGUUGCUCUUAAAGUAUUCAUCGAAAUGUUGCAGGCUGGAGCUUAUCCUACAAAUUUUACACUCGGAAUAGUGUUGAAUGCUUGUUCUUCCUUGCAAUCUAUGGAAUUGGGGAAGCAAGUUCAUGCAUAUAUCAUCAAGUAUCACUUAGAUUUUGAUACUAGUAUUGGCAACUCUCUGUCUAGCUUCUAUUCUAAAUUCGGAUGCUUGGAACUCGCUAUCAGGGCCUUCCAGAAAAUUAAGGAAAAGAAUGUCAUUUCAUGGACUUCAGUUGUAUCUGCCUGUGGUGAUAAUGGUCAAGCAGCUCGGAGUUUAAAUUUCUUUACCGAGAUGCUCUCAGAAGGCGUGGAACCGAACGAGUAUACUUUCGCCAGUGUCUUGAGCACUUGCUGUGUGAUGCAAACGUUGAGUCUAGGAGCACAGAUUCAUUCACUAAGCAUUAAGCUUGGUUAUGGUUCAAGCAUACCUAUAAACAGUUCUGUCAUGUACUUAUACCUCAAAUGUGGAUGGCUUAUUGAGGCUCAGAAAGUGUUCGAAGGUAUGGAGACCCCCAAUUUGAUUACAUGGAAUUCAAUGAUUGCAGGGCAUGCAAAAAUGAUGGAUGCUGCUGAAGAUGAUCUUGCAGCUCACAAGAGUGGAUCCACAGCACUUAAUAUGUUCCAGAAAUUAUAUCACUCGGGUAUCAAACCUGAUCUGUUCACUUUCUCCAGUGUUUUAAGUGUUUGUAGUAGACUAGUAGCGUUAGAACAAGGGGAACAAGUUCAUGCUCAGAUCAUUAAGAGUGGUGUUUUGGCAGAUGUAGUUGUGGGAACUGCAUUGGUUAGUAUGUAUAACAAAUGUGGAAGUAUUGAUGAGGCGAGUAAAGCUUUCUUGGAGAUGCCUUCAAGAACUUUGAUAUCAUGGACUUCGAUGAUUACGGGACUCGCACAACACGGUUUGUCUCAGCAAGCACUUCGGGUCUUCGAAGAUAUGAGACUGGCUGGAGUUGAACCAAACAAGAUCACUUUUGUGGGUGUUCUAUCAGCUUGUAGCCAUGGUGGUUUGGUGGAUGAAGCACUGUAUUACUUUGAAGUAAUGCAGAAGCAGUACAAGAUUGAGCCUGUAAUGGACCAUUUUGCAUGCAUGAUUGACAUGUAUAUGAGGUUGGGUCGGGUGGAAGAAGCUUUUGAUGUAGUCAAGAAGAUGAACUUUGAGCCUAAUGAAAUUAUAUGGUCCAUGUUAAUUGCAGGAUGUCGAAGUCACGGGAACUCCGAAUUGGGGUUUUAUUCUGCCGAGCAGUUACUCAAACUCAGGCCGAAAGACGCCGAGACCUACGUCUCUCUGCUAAAUAUGUACAUCUCUGCAGGGAGAUGGAAGGAUGUUUCCAAAGUGAGGAAAUUAAUGACAGAAGAAAAGCUUGGAAAGUUGAAGGACUGGAGCUGGAUUAGCAUCAAAGAAAAAGUUUAUUCAUUUAAACCCAAUGACAAAUCACACCAUCAAACUACAGAGAUGUACGAGCUGUUGGAGACUUUACUCGACGAAGUAAAACCUCUUGGUUACGAGCCUGUUCAAUAUACAGAGGCAAUCGAAGAGGAGAACGGCGAGGAAACAGUGUUCUCGUCCACCAUUUAUCACAGCGAAAAGUUAGCUGUUGCUUUUAGUUUGUUAAACCUGCCAACAGCUACCCCGAUUCGGGUUGUCAAGAGCAUCACCAUGUGUAGGGAUUGCCAUAAUUUUAUCCGAUUCAUUUCAUUAUUGACAGGCAGGGAAAUCGUCAUCCGAGAUAAAAAGCAGCUUCACAAGUUUUCGAACGGAUACUGUUCUUGUAGAGGUUUCGGAGAUCUUCUCUAAUGUCCUUGGUGAAGAACAGGGUGAGACACGAACUUAAAUUUUGUCAAACCUAGCGACAUUGAGCUGUCGAAAUAUUCGUAUGAAGCUGAUUUCAAGACAAUUUAAUGGCAACACCAUUGUUCCUUCUUUG
Molecule: messenger RNA, 2535 nt
Organism: Cucurbita moschata (crookneck pumpkin)
Lineage: Eukaryota; Viridiplantae; Streptophyta; Magnoliopsida; Cucurbitales; Cucurbitaceae
Product: putative pentatricopeptide repeat-containing protein At5g52630
Exons: 2
Coding region: 111-2405 (764 amino acids)
Biological process (GO): RNA modification
Molecular function (GO): RNA binding; zinc ion binding; protein binding
Source: RefSeq, a predicted model, not a curated record